AUGAAACAGAUGUCUCCAUUUAAACCCUUACCGCCAUGUGUCCCGUCAGAGGCUUCCCCUUCGGUUGAUGAACUUUACUCUGUAGCUCAUAAAACCCUCAAUAAUUUGGUCACUAACUGGACUCCAUUUUUUAACAAGAAAGAUUUGGAAAUUUUGAAAAAACUGAGUAAACAAGAAAAUCUUAUCAUUAUUAGGCCAGAUAAAGGUAAAGGUGUUGUUAUACUUAACAAGACAGAUUAUAUCCAAAAAGUUGAAACUAUACUUGAAGACAAUUCUAAAUUCCGCUUCCUAGGUGAACCUGAUUUCUCUACUAUUUUCAGGUCAGAAGACAAGAUUACCAGGUUUUUAAGAUCCUUAUUAGACCAGAAAGUCAUUAAUAAUGAUACAUAUCAAGAUUUAUUAACUACUGGUGGUUCUUACGGUAUUAUGUAUGGUCUGCCAAAAAUACAUAAAGAGGGUAUUCCCAUAAGACCUAUCCUGACAUCAUAUGAUACCCCCAAUUACAAACUUGCAAACUAUUUGGUACCAUUGUUAACUGAAUUCUCUUCGAAUAGCUAUACUUUGAAAAAUUCGCUUGAGUUUAAAGAAAGGAUUUUAUGUCAGGACUCAGACCUGUUUAUGGGAAGCCUCGAUGUUGAAGCUUUAUUCACAAAUAUUCCUGUGGAAGAAACUAUACAGAUCAUUUUAAGUAAGAUUUUUACUGAUAAUGACACAUUAUUCCACGGUUUUAAUUACGACAAUUUUAAGAAACUUUUAACCUUGGCGGUGCAGGACACUGCCUUUAUUUUUAAUGGUAAAGCUUAUGUGCAGGCUGACGGCAUGGCAAUGGGAAGUCCCCUUGGCCCGGUGCUGGCUAAUAUUUUUAUGUGUGAGUUAGAGGAGCGGUUGCUGGACAACUGCCCUCUGGCUUAUCACCCGUUAUUUUACUGUCGUUAUGUCGACGACGCUUUUAUCUUAUUUAAAGAUAAAUAUAGAGCCGACUUAUUUUUACACAAUGCUAAUCUGGCCCACCCGAAUAUAAAAUUCACAAUUGAUUAA
Macrobrachium nipponense is the source of this 1038-nucleotide messenger RNA. RefSeq lists its product as uncharacterized. NCBI's taxonomy places the organism in Eukaryota, Metazoa, Arthropoda, Malacostraca, Decapoda, Palaemonidae. The coding region runs from base 1 to 1038 and encodes 345 amino acids. The transcript has a single exon. The record is from RefSeq and is a predicted model, not a curated record.